AUGAAUCGGUCGAGCAGCUCCACUACAAGGUCGGCUUUGAACAUGGUGCAGCGUAGACUCACCGCAUCAUUGCAGAGCGGCCAAGAAGAACUCGAUGCCUUCGAAGCCGUAGAGGGGGGGACGGAUCGUGUUUGUCGCGGCAGCAGUGCCUCAGAUGACGACAAUUCCUAUUAUAUUGUGCAUGGUGGGAGCCGAGCAGCGAGCUUGGAGUCCUGUAAGAAUGCUUGUGUGGACACCCCAGGAUGCAGAGGCGUCGAGUGGAGGCCAGGACGCUGUGAAGUCUGGACUCGUGUUGGUGGCAUCCAGGCAGCCGCGGUGACCACCGGUCCCGUCUGCUUGCGGUAUGUGCCCUUCGUCCUUGCAGAGGGCAGGCUAGACCGUGCGUGCCGGGGCGGAAGCGUGUCUGACAACAACCCAGCAUACUACGAGAUCACGACUGCGGGGUCUUUGGAGGCUUGUCAGGACCUAUGCCUGGGUUUGCCAGCCUGCUUGGGCAUCGAAUUCAGCGGUACGCGCUGUGAGCUGUGGACGCGGUCUGAGCGCAUUGCUGCAACAGCUUCUCUCUCGCAGAGUCAGCCAUUGGCGCCAUUCGUCCAGGUGGAUGGUAACGAUCGAGCAUGCCGAGGUAGGGACGAGUUCGACGAUGAUGCGAGCUUCUUCACCAGUCACUCCUUGUCCACGGAAGGCUGCAAGUCUCUCUGCGCACAAAACCCGCUCUGUCAGGGUGUUGAGAUCUCAAGCAGCGACUGCAAGGUGUGGACCCGCGCCUCUGGAAUCCAGGCCACGGUGCCGCUGGCCGGUUCCGUCUGCCUCCGUGCCGGGACACUUGGAGUUCCCGAUGCGUUUCCGCGAGUCGAUGGUGGCUUCGACCGAGCCUGCCGUGGCCAAUCCACGUCUGACUGGAGCCCGUCCUACUUCGUCUAUUUCAACGCAGCACAGGCUCCUACGCUCGAUGACUGCAAGGCCAGGUGCCUGAAAAACGCCGAUUGCAAAGCAAUCGAUUUCAGCAGCAAUGGCUGCAAUGUGUGGACGCGACCCGUCACCACCUCAAUCAGCUUCAGCGGAUCCACCUGCUUCAAGUAUGAACCCUUCGUGGGCAUUGAUGGGGGAGAGAGGCGUGGCUGUUUUGGUGCACCACCGUAUCAAAUCAAGACCUUGACUUUUCCACCUGCAGAGAUGGCCGAUCAGUGCAAGCUUGAGUGCGCUCGAACUCGAGCAUGCCAAGGCAUCGAAUACAGCAGUUCCCACUGCAGCGUUUGGACAUCCAACAUUUCAGGAAGCUACUCCAGCGAGACUCGGACCUGUCUGCGCUAUCAGCCUCUCAUACCGGUCGGCGGUGGCUUAGACAGAGCUUGUAGUGGCAUGGACCCCACUGAUGCCUGGCCAAGUUACUACAGUCUCGCGACUUCCGAGUCUUUCUCCCUGGCCUCGUGCAAAACACUGUGCCUUUCAACCAUCGGAUGCAAAGGCAUUCAGUACACCGCAGGAAACUGUCAGGUUUGGACCCGGCGCGGAGGCAUCCAGUCUUCCAGGGAUCAGAGUGGUUCCUUAUGUCUGCGCUUGGGUACCGGGGACGUUUGGGAAGAGGCCAGUGCCUUCGUUUCGAUGGAUGAGGGCCACACUUGCGGCGGUGAGGGAUUGACGGCUGUGGUACAUGGGCCUGAGAAAGCCGGAGCGUUGCAAGAGUGUGAGUUGAGAUGUGCCUCCAUGCCUGGUUGCAGGGGGGUCGAUUUCGGAGUGGGAGGAUGCAGAACGUGGCACGGGCCUGGAGUGGUCAUGGCAGUCGCAGAACCGGGGUCGACUUGCCAUAGCUUCUUGCCGUUUCGUGACGUGGACGGGGGUGAAGGCCGCGCUUGCCGGGGUGUGAGCCCAGAUGAUGUGCAGAGCUCCUACUACCUGCAGAAGUCGGCCGCAUCGUUGCAGGACUGCCAGGACCUCUGUGUGAGGCAGUCUGAGACCGAUUUGACAAGCUGCAAAGGCAUCUCCUACGACUCGGUCCCCGGCACCUGCCUCGUCUGGACUCUGGCAAUCCAGGCCACGGCGCCAGAGAGUUCCACGUCCCUGUGCCAGCGGUACGAGCCCUUCGUGGAGAUGGGUCGGGACCGGGCGUGCAGGGGGUCUCAUUCUCAAGACAUAUCUGACAGCUACUACACCUCUCAGAACUCGUCCGAAGCUCCCAAUCUGGAAGCAUGCCGUGUCCGCUGCCAACAGUCCUCCAGCUGCAGAGGAGUUGAGUUCGGUCCCGACGGCUGCAAGAUUUGGAAUCGGGACGUGCGGGCAACGGCCGAAGCAUUUGGUUCCAUUUGCCUAAGGUUGGCGGUGCAGCAGCUGGAGGAGGUCGCUGAGUCGGCGGAUGCCUUCCAACCGGUGGAGGGCGGCAGCGGCCGUGCAUGCCGUGGGGCCGACAGCACCGACACCAACGCGGCGUACUACGACUAUUACCACCCUUCAGUUGUGACCAGCAUGUCCCAAUGCAAGGGCUUGUGCAUUGAGACGUCGGGCUGCCAGGGCAUCCAAUUCAGCAUUCACGGCUGUCAGGUUUGGACCCGGCCGGCUGGCAUCCAAGCCACCGCCCCAUCGCCCGACCUGACCUGCCUCAGUUACAAGCCUUUCCGCCUCGUGGAUGGCUUCAGUGACCGAUCCUGCCGUGGGACCAGCGUGCAGGACAACGCUCCCUCGAACUAUCUGACCCUGACGGCUCCUUCCCUGGCAGACUGCCAGAGCGCCUGUGCACAAGAGCCUGGGUGCAAGGGAGUUGAGUACAACGCCAGCGGCACGGCGUGUGAGGUGUGGGCGUUGCCCUCAGGCAUAGCCGCAAGCGUUGCUUCGCAGGGAACCACGUGCAUGAGGUACGAACCCUUCGUUGCAGUUGAUGGUGGCUUGGACAGGUCAUGCCGUGGAGCAAAUGCGGAGGAUGACUGGCCGAGUUACUACACGGUCCACGAGUACACUUGGCUGUCUGGCCCAUCCAUCGAGGAAUGCAAGGAGCGAUGCCUGUCUACGCCCGGUUGCCGGGGUGUGGAAUACACGAAAGGACAGUGCAAAGUUUGGACACGACAGGGAGGAAUCCAGUCCAGUGCUCCAAGUUCUGGAUCCUUGUGCUUGCGUUUCGGUGCCUUCGAUUCUUUGGAGUUGCUUGAUGCAUUCUGGCCAGUUGAUGGUGCGGACCGUGCUUGCCGUGGCAGCUCCCGCGAGGAUCUCCAACCCAGCUAUUACACGUCCGUGGGCCCAGACAAGGCCGCAUCUCUCGAAGCAUGCAAGAGCCUAUGCGUCCGGACAUCCGGCUGCAACGCCAUCCAGUUCACAUCCAUGGAGUGCCAGCUGUGGACAAGGAGCAGCGGUGUGGAGGCCACAAUUGCACAGACGGGCUCGUCUUGUCUGCUCUUCCGACCCUUUCGCACCGUGGACGGUGGCCAGGAUCGUCUGUGCGCUGCCACAGGCAGCCAGCCCAGUGCAAUGGCUGCAGAUAGCUUGAGCUCGUGCCAGAUGCUCUGCGAAGGCUCGGCGUGGUGUGCUGGGAUCAGCUUCGAUUCUGGCGAUUGCCUCGUCUUCACCGGUGAGUUCUCCAGCCAGGCACGUCAAGGCAGCCAGUGUCUCAGUUACGAGCCCUUCGUGGCGGUGGAUGGCGGGGUGGACAGGGCUUGCAGAGGCUCGCACGAAGACGACAUCAGCAGCUUCUAUUACCAAGACUACUCUCCUGCUGAAGCGCCCACACUGGAGCAGUGCAAGCUGCUGUGUGCAGCCACCGAGCAGUGCCAGGGGCUGGACUUCUCCCAAGACGGCUGCAAGGUGUGGACGCGUUUCGGGAUCCAGACUACGAAGGCCAGCCAAGGGCACUUCUGCUUGCGGUACGGAAGUCCAGAUCCUUUGCUCACGGCUUCUGCUUUUGAGCCUGUUGGAGGAGGCAUGAACAGAGCCUGCCGUGGCCAGGAUGAGAUGGACAACUUGGACAGCCACUACCUUGUCUUCACCGCAUGGCCUGAAAAUUCAUCGAUGGAUGCCUGCCAGAGGUUGUGCAUGAGGACUGAGGUGUGCAAAGGCAUAGAGUUUCGUUUGGGCGCCUGCGAGAUUUGGACCCUUGCCGAUGGGAUCCAGGCUUCAGUCAGCGCACCUGGAAGAGCUUGCUUCCGAUACAGGCCCUUCAGGACACUGGACGGAUUCUCUGACCGGGUUUGCCGCGGGAGCGGGGUUAGCGACACUCAAAGCAGCUACUACAGCAUCUACUCCCCGCUGGAGGCUCCGAGCUUGGACUCUUGCAAGGCCCUCUGCAUGAAAAAACGGAGGACUCAGACUCCGAGCUGCAGAGGCAUCGAGUACCGAGGCUGGUGCGAGGUCUGGACAAGGCCGGAAGGAAUCGGAGCAGUUGCCGUUUCCCCCGGAUCCCAGUGCUUGCGCUACCUGCCCUUCAUCAACAUCGAAGGUGGGAUCAACCGAGCCUGCCGUGGUUCGGAUCCACUGGAUACGCACAGCAGCUUCUACAAUUUCUUCAGUGGCACGACGGUGGAGGAAUGCAAGAUUCUCUGUACCACAACCGCCGGAUGCAAGGGUAUUGAAUUUCGCGAUGGACGUUGUGAAGUGUGGACUCGGCGCGGUGGGAUCCAGGCCUCCACAUAUACGAAAGGCUCUUUGUGCAUGAGCUACGGUGGGGAGGAUGCUUUCGAGGACAGUCAUGCUUUCACAGCUCUCAACGGAGGCUAUCCCUCGACAUGCCAUUCAGCUGGAUUGACUGCGUUCUCUGUUGGCGCGCAGCAGGUGUCUACCCUGCACAGCUGCCAAUUGCGAUGUGCGUCCAUGCCGGGCUGUCGAGGAGUUGGCUUCGGUUCUGCAGGCUGCACAGUCUGGCUGGGAUCCGGAGAGCUUUCUGUAUCAGAUGGAGGAUCCGGUACUUGCCACAGCUUCUUGCCGUUUCGUGACGUGGACGGGGGUGAAGGCCGCGCUUGCCGGGGUGUGAGCCCAGAUGAUGUGCAGAGCUCCUACUACCUGCAGAAGUCGGCCGCAUCGUUGCAGGACUGCCAGGACCUCUGUGUGAGGCAGUCUGAGACCGAUUUGACAAGCUGCAAAGGCAUCUCCUACGACUCGGUCCCCGGCACCUGCCUCGUCUGGACUCUGGCAAUCCAGGCCACGGCGCCAGAGAGUUCCACGUCCCUGUGCCAGCGGUACGAGCCCUUCGUGGAGAUGGGUCGGGACCGGGCGUGCAGCGGCUCCAGCAGCGACUACACGCAGUUGAGCUUCUCCCAAGCUUCGAGCCUGGAUGCCUGCCGUGGCCAGUGUGUCGCCAAUGUCGGCUGCACAGGUAUCGAGUUCAGCCAACAGCGCCUCCGAUGUCGACUUUGGCUGCGCAGGGUGCAGAGCACGCUGCCUGAGCCGGGCACCAUUUGCUUAAGGUUGGCGGUGCAGCAGCUGGAGGAGGUCGCUGAGUCGGCGGAUGCCUUCCAACCGGUGGAGGGCGGCAGCGGCCGUGCAUGCCGUGGGGCCGACAGCACCGACACCAACGCGGCGUACUACGACUAUUACCACCCUUCAGUUGUGACCAGCAUGUCCCAAUGCAAGGGCUUGUGCAUUGAGACGUCGGGCUGCCAGGGCAUCCAAUUCAGCAUUCACGGCUGUCAGGUUUGGACCCGGCCGGCUGGCAUCCAAGCCACCGCCCCAUCGCCCGACCUGACCUGCCUCAGUUACAAGCCUUUCCGCCUCGUGGAUGGCUUCAGUGACCGAUCCUGCCGUGGGACCAGCGUGCAGGACAACGCUCCCUCGAACUAUCUGACCCUGACGACUCCUUCCCUGGCAGACUGCCAGAGUGCCUGUGCACAAGAGCCUGGGUGCAAGGGAGUUGAGUACAACGUCAGCGGCACGGGAUGUGAGGUGUGGGCGUUGCCCUCAGGCAUAGCCGCGAGCGUUGCUUCGCAGGGAACCACGUGCAUGAGGUACGAACCCUUCGUUGCAGUUGAUGGUGGCUUGGAGAGGUCAUGCCGUGGAGCAAAUGCGGAGGAUGACUGGCCGAGCUACUACACGGUCCACGAGUACACUUGGCUGUCUGGCCCAUCCAUCGAGGAAUGCAAGCAGAUAUGCCUGUCUACGCCUGGUUGCCGAGGUGUGGAAUACACGAAAGGACAGUGCAAAGUUUGGACACGACAGGGAGGAAUCCAGUCCAGUGCUCCAAGUUCUGGAUCCUUGUGCUUGCGCUUCGGUGCCUUCGAUUCCCUGGAGUUGCUUGAUGCAUUCUGGCCAGUUGAUGGUGCGGACCGUGCUUGCCGUGGCAGCUCCCGCGAGGAUCUCCAACCCAGCUAUUACACGCCCGUGGGCCCAGACAAGGCCGCAUCUCUCGAAGCAUGCAAGAGCCUAUGCGUCCGGACAUCCGGCUGCAACGCCAUCCAGUUCACAUCCAUGGAGUGCCAGCUGUGGACAAGGAUCAGCGGUGUGGAGGCCACAAUUGCACAGACGGGCUCGUCUUGUCUGCUCUUCCGUCCCUUUCGCACCGUGGACGGUGGCCAGGAUCGUCUGUGCGCUGCCACAGGCAGCCAGCCCAGUGCAAUGGCUGCAGAUAGCUUGAGCUCGUGCCAGAUGCUCUGCGAAGGCUCGGCGUGGUGUGCUGGGAUCAGCUUCGAUUCUGGCAAUUGCCUAGUCUUCACCAGUGAGUUCUCCAGCCAGGCACGUCAAGGCAGCCAGUGUCUCAGUUACGAGCCCUUCGUGGCGGUGGAUGGCGGGGUGGACAGGGCUUGCAGAGGCUCGCACGAAGACGACAUCAGCAGCUUCUAUUACCAAGACUACUCUCCUGCUGAAGCGCCUACAUUGGAGCAGUGCAAGCUGCUGUGUGCAGCCACCGAGCAGUGCCAAGGGCUGGACUUCUCCCAAGACGGCUGCAAGGUAUGGAAUGGCACCCAAGAAAUCCAAUCUACCAAGGCCAGCCAGGGGCACCGGUGCUUGCGGUACGGAAGGCGUGACCCUGUCUUGGAUUCCUCGUCCUUUCGGGCAGUGGAAGGUGGCGUCGGGCGGGCUUGCCGUGGCAGGAACGAAACAGACAAUCUGGACAGCCACUACUCGGUGCACGUCUUCUGGCCCGAGAAUGCCAGCAUAGAAGCAUGCCAGCAGCUUUGUGUGGAAACUGCUACUUGCAAAGGCAUCGAGUUCCGCCUGGGAGCCUGUGAGAUUUGGACAUUGGCUGGCGGCAUUCAAGCAUCAGUUGGUGCUCCCGGGAGGACGUGCAUGACGUACGAGCCCUUCCAAUCCGUUGAUGGAUUCUCUGACCGGGUAUGUCGCGGCAGCAAUUCCACUGACAGCCAGGACUCGUACUAUGCCAUUUACUCGCCAAGCCAGGCUCCGUCGUUGGACGCAUGCCAGUCAUUGUGCCAGAGUACUCCGGGCUGUCAGGGAAUUGAGUACAGAGGUUGGUGUGAAGUCUGGACGCGACCAGGUGGAAUCGGCGCAGUGGCACCUUCGCCGGGAUCGCAGUGCUUACGGUAUCAGCCCUUCGUCGGUGUGGAUGGCGGAGUGAACCGAGCCUGCCGUGGUGUCGAUUCCAGCGACAGCUGGGGCAUCUACUACACCGUAUAUGGACAGGAGGAGGCAGCCACGGUAGAGGAUUGCAAGUCAAGAUGUAUCGCUACAUCAAGAUGCAAAGGAAUCCAGUUUCAACCCGGGAGAUGCGAGGUGUGGACAAGACGUGCCGGAAUUGGGACCACUGCUCCGAGUGCCGGCACAAUCUGCAUGCGCUAUGGCACCUGGAGCAUUGCAGAUGCCAGUGAUGCUUUCGUGAUGGUGGAAGCAGGCCCCAACCAAGCAUGCCGCGGGUCGAACCCAGGUGAUGAUCAGCCGAGCUACUACAUCCUGCGCGGGCCAGAUCUGGCUGCAGACGAAACAGAGUGCCGACAGCUCUGCAUGGCCACGCCAGAAUGCCAGGGCAUCGACUUCAGCACCGACGGAUGCAAGGUUUGGACACGCAAAGCUGGAAUCCAGAGCUCAGCUGCGUGGGGAGGUGCGACCUGCCUGCGCUAUGAUCCUUUUGAGCCCGUGGAUGGAGGUGAAGGUCGUGCAUGUCACGGCGGCGUCAAUGAGAGCUUGGAGGACUACGUCCUGUAUGCUUCCGCUGAGGUGCCCACGCUUGCGGACUGCAAGAUUCAGUGUGCUAGCACCACCGGCUGCAAAGGUGUGUCCUUCAGCAUCGCAGGCUGUCAAGUUUGGACCCAGGGCGGCAUCACCAGCACUGCGUCUGCAGGCAGCAGCUGCUUCAGAUACAUGCCUUUCGCCCCCGUGAAUGGUGGAGACGAUCAAGCUUGCCGAGGAGCCCACUCACAGGACAAUGACCCGAGCUACUACCUGUCCUUCUCAAGAGAGCAGGUGCCGUCAAUCGAGUUGUGUCGGCUGCAAUGCGCUGCUACCGAAGGCUGCACAGGCGUUGAGUUCGGAGCCUUGGGAUGCAAGGUUUGGACCCGCUUCGAAGGCAUCCAAGCGACGGAGAUGGUCCAAGGCUCCCUCUGCCUGCGCUUCGGGCCCCCGAAUCCCCUCUUGGGCGCUGGCGCCUUCCGGGCAGUGGAAGGUGGCGUCGGGCGGGCUUGCCGUGGCAGGGACGAGACAGACAAUCUGGACAGCCACUACUCGGUGCACGUCUUCUGGCCCGAGAAUGCCAGCAUAGAAGCAUGCCAGCAGCUUUGUGUGGAAACUGCUACUUGCAAAGGCAUCGAGUUCCGCCUGGGAGCCUGUGAGAUUUGGACAUUGGCUGGCGGCAUUCAAGCAUCAGUUGGUGCUCCCGGGAGGACGUGCAUGACGUACGAGCCCUUCCAAUCCGUUGAUGGAUUCUCUGACCGGGUAUGUCGCGGCAGCAAUUCCACUGACAGCCAGGACUCGUACUAUGCCAUUUACUCGCCAAGCCAGGCUCCGUCGUUGGACGCAUGCCAGUCAUUGUGCCAGAGUACUCCGGGCUGUCAGGGAAUUGAGUACAGAGGUUGGUGUGAAGUCUGGACGCGACCAGGUGGAAUCGGCGCAGUGGCACCUUCGCCGGGAUCGCAGUGCUUACGGUAUCAGCCCUUCGUCGGUGUGGAUGGCGGAGUGAACCGAGCCUGCCGUGGUGUGGAUUCCAGCGACAGCUGGGGCAUCUACUACACCGUAUAUGGACAGGAGGAGGCAGCCACGGUAGAGGAUUGCAAGUCAAGAUGUAUCGCUACAUCAGGAUGCAAAGGAAUCCAGUUUCAACCCGGGAGAUGCGAGGUGUGGACAAGACGUGCCGGAAUUGGGACCACUGCUCCGAGUGCCGGCACAAUCUGCAUGCGCUAUGGCACCUGGAGCAUUGCAGAUGCCAGUGAUGCUUUCGUGAUGGUGGAAGCAGGCCCCAACCAAGCAUGCCGCGGGUCGAACCCAGGUGAUGAUCAGCCGAGCUACUACAUCCUGCGCGGGCCAGAUCUGGCUGCAGACGAAGCAGAGUGCCGACAGCUCUGCAUGGCCACGCCAGAAUGCCAGGGCAUCGACUUCAGCACCGACGGAUGCAAGGUUUGGACACGCAAAGCUGGAAUCCAGAGCUCAGCUGCGUGGGGAGGUGCGACCUGCCUGCGCUAUGAUCCUUUUGAGCCCGUGGAUGGAGGUGAAGGUCGUGCAUGUCACGGCGGCGUCAAUGAGAGCUUGGAGGACUACGUCCUGUAUGCUUCCGCUGAGGUGCCCACGCUUGCGGACUGCAAGAUUCAGUGUGCUAGCACCACCGGCUGCAAAGGUGUGUCCUUCAGCAUCGCAGGCUGUCAAGUUUGGACCCAGGGCGGCAUCACCAGCACUGCGUCUGCAGGCAGCAGCUGCUUCAGAUACAUGCCUUUCGCCCCCGUGAAUGGUGGAGACGAUCAAGCUUGCCGAGGAGCCCACUCACAGGACAAUGACCCGAGCUACUACCUGUCCUUCUCAAGAGAGCAGGUGCCGUCAAUCGAGUUGUGUCGGCUGCAAUGCGCUGCUACCGAAGGCUGCACAGGCGUUGAGUUCGGAGCCUUGGGAUGCAAGGUCUGGACCCGCUUCGAAGGCAUCCAAGCGACGGAGAUGGUCCAAGGCUCCCUCUGCCUGCGCUUCGGGCCCCCGAGCGAACUGGUUGAUGCCAGUGCUUUUCAGCCUGUGGACGGGGGCAUCGACAGAGCUUGUCGUGGCAGCAACGAAACUGACAACCUCGAUGCCUAUUACACGCUUUUCUGGACCUGGCCGGAAAACUCCUCAAUGGAGGCGUGCAAGGUGCGAACUCCAAGUUGCAGGGGCGUUGAGUUUCGGAUGGGCGGGUGUGAGAUCUGGACCCUGGCAGCUGGGAUUGGAGCGACAGUGGCAUCUCCUGGCAGGACUUGCCUAGCUUACAAGCCCUUCAAGACCCUGGAUGGCUUUAGUGGACGAGUUUGCCGCGGCAGUUCGCCAACAGACAGCCUGAGCAGCUACUACACAUUGACAGGCCCUGAUGUUACGCCGACUCUGGAUGCUUGUCAGAAUCUGUGCAUGGCGACUCCAGGGUGCAAAGGUGUUGAGUACAGAAGCGGCUGGUGUGAAGUCUGGAGACGUCCAGAAGGCAUCAUGGCCAUCGCCGUUUCUCCUGGCGCCGACUGCUUGCGCUACGAGCCUUUCAUGGAGGUGGAUGGUGGCGUGAACAGAGCCUGCAGAGGAGCAGACGUCGGGGACAACUGGGGCAGCUACUACACCGUUCUCUCUGCGAGUUCGCUGGACGGAUGCAAGGAAGCCUGUCUAAGUCGCUGGAAUUGCAAGGGCAUCGAAUAUCGAAAGGGCCGCUGCGAGGUAUGGACCCGUCCUGCAGGCAUCCAGGCCUCUAUCGCGAGUUCCGGGGCACUUUGUUUGCGGCUUGGAGGCAGCGAAGAGCUGGCAACGGAUGCCUUCCUCUCCUUCCACGGAAGUGUGAACCGGGCUUGCCGCGGGUCGGAUCCCUCAGACGAUCAGCUGAGCUACUACGAUUGGCACGGUCCUUUGGCAGUGCAAACCCUGGAGCAAUGCAAGCUGAAAUGCCUUUCGAUAGCAGCUUGCAGGGGGAUUGACUUCAGCGCAGAGGGAUGCAAGGUCUGGACACGUGAGGUUCAGAGCAGCGUCGAGCGAGCAGGCUCCACUUGCUUGCUCUACGAGCCUUUCCAGCCAGUUGAUGGGGGGGAGGAUCGUGAUUGUCGCGGAGCUCACAGCACUGACAUCUCUCCGGCCUACUUCACAGAGGGCCCAGAAGCCUCAUCUCUUCUUGACUGCAAGCUGCAAUGCGUCGCUACAGCUGGCUGCAGGGGCCUCGCCUACAACAGCACGAGCCAGGUGUGUCAUAUCUGGGCCACCAACGUCCAAGCAUCAACGGCGGCUUCCGGAAAUGUUUGCCUGCGCUUCGAGCCUUUCGUGGAUGUGAACGGAGGCCGCGACCAGUCCUGCCGAGGAGGGCACAUUUUUGACAAUUCUGGCUUCUACUACAGGUCGUACACACUGGCCCAGGUGUCCAACUUGGAAAGCUGCAGGGUCGAGUGUGUUGGCACAAACGGCUGCAAAGGCAUUGACUGGAGUGCAAGCGGCUGCAAAGUUUGGUUGAGAGUGCAGGGUAUCGAGGCCACCGCUGCAGUGCCAGGUUCCGUCUGCGUCCGCUAUGGCGUGCCUGAUCCCUUGCGAUCCGCAGACGCCUUCCCGGGCAUGGACGGUGGAAUCAAUCGUGCGUGCAGAGGUAUCAGCGAGAGCGACAAUGAUCCCCAGAACUGGAUUUUCUUCCCCAUCUCGCAGGUGAGGACCUUGGAAGCCUGUCAGCUGCGAUGCAUCUUCAAGCCCGGCUGCUUUGGGGUGGAGUUCAAUCUCUGGGGCUGCGAAGUAUGGAUGCGAGAAAUCCAGGCUUCUGUUUACGCAUCGGGCUACCAGUGCUUUCGCUUCACGCCCUUCGUUUCAGCAGAUGGCUUCACCGAUCGGGCUUGUCGUGGGCAAGAUGCAUCGGACAACUUGGGGUCUUACCUCACCUUCUACGGCCGAUCAGGCGAGUCACCCUACGACGGACAGAGGUCGACCUGCGAGCAACUGUGUGCCUCCACCUCGGGGUGCAAGGGCAUCGAAUUCAGCUCCGGCCACUGCGAGGUCUGGACUCGCGAGGCUGGGAUCCAGGCAACGGCUCCGGCACUGGGGUCUUCCUGUCUGCGCUUCGAGCCUUUCUCCAACGUGGAGGGUGGGGUGGACCGAGCCUGCCGCGGAGAAGAUCCAUUCGACAACUGGCCGAGUUACUACACGCUGACCAGCGCAAGCUCCGUCCAGGAUUGCAAGCAGCUCUGCAUGGGCACAGCUGGCUGCCAUGGCAUCGAGUACAGCAGCUCUGGUCGAUGCGAGCUGUGGACUCGUGCGAGGGGGAUCGGAAGCUCCUCGGCGGCUGUGGGAUACGUGUGCAUGCGCUACGGCUCUUGGGACCCAUCCGACGUCCUCGACGGCUUCCUGCCCGCAGAUGGGGCGUUUGAUCGAGCCUGCCGCGGUAUGAACCGGACAGACAUGAACUCCGAGUAUUACGUGUUCUAUGCAUUGGACAUUGCCCCGAACUUGGGUGCCUGCAAGGCCAUCUGCACAGUCACCCCUGGUUGCAAGGGCGUGGAGUUCAGCAGCUUUGGAUGCGAGGUUUGGACACGUGCCGAGGGAAUCGAAGCCACGGCUGCAGUGUCUGGGUUCCAGUGCUACCGCUACGUUGCCUUCGAGCCUGUGGAUGGUGGCCUAGACCGAGCGUGUCGGGGUGCCGAUACCUCGGACGCCUCUUCGGCGAACUUCGUCCUGUGCCCACCCUCGGAGGUGGCAUCCUUGGAGCAGUGCCAGGCGCGCUGCGUGGAGAGGCCGGGCUGCCGGGGCGUCUCCUACUCCUCGCAGGGCUGCGAGCUUUGGACGAGGCCUUUCGGCAUCGAGGCCACGGUGCCCAAGGUGGGUUCCAGUUGCUUUCGGCACGAGCCUUUCACCGAUGCAGAUGGGGGAAAGGACCGCGCGUGCCGCGGCGCGCAGCCCUGGGACAACUCAACCGAGCACUACAGGGAGGCAACGCUUCCGAUACCGACGCUGGCAGCUUGCAAGGUGGCGUGUGUCAACUCUCCGGGUUGCAAAGGCAUCGAGUUCCAGCCCAACGGCAAGUGUCUGAUUUGGACGCGCCCGGGUGGAAUCGACGCGACGGCCACUUCCUUCGGCUCCAUCUGCCUCCGGCACGGUGCCACCCAAGCUGGGGCCAGCGAAGAAGGAAGUUUGGUGGGCCAGAUUCACCUGGCAUCGGAUCCACGGCUCUGCCUGGACGUCGGUGGCUUCAACAACGGAGAUCCUGUCCAAGUGGGGCUGUGCACAUCCUCGACUCGCUUCGUAAUGAACAGCGACGACACUGCUCAGAUUCGGUUGGCAUCAGAUCUGACGAAGUGCCUGGAUGUGGCCGGUGGAAUCAAAAGCAACGGCACGCGGAUUCAGAUCUGGGAUUGUGAAACUCCGGUCAAUGGCAAUAUGCAGUUCCUGUUUCCCGAUGGCGGCGUCGGACAGAUCAGGUGGGCCACGUAUUUGGACAUGUGCCUGCAGCCGGUGGGCAACACGACCGGAAGCCAGGUCAUCCUCUGGAAUUGCAGGCGGGCUUCUGGCAACUCACGAGUGGUGCUGCCUAGUGGGGAGCUGCGCACCGUUCGCACACCGAAGUUUGUUGCCCACUACCUACCAUGGUUCCUGGGCAACAACGUGGACGAAGCCUGCACGAGAAGCGGACCCAACUGUCCUUACAAGAAUGACCAUUGGUGUUCAACGUAUGGGAAUUCUUAUUAUGCCAGUUACCUGGGCGCCUAUGACAUAACUGGUCCGAACGUGAUUGAGACCCAGCUGGAUCUGAUGAAAGCUUCUGGUUUGGAUGGGUUGUGGAUUGACUAUCAAAUGCCCACUUGGGAUGGCGUUGUGGACAGGAUCGUUGCUGGCUUGAAGACGAGGGGAAUGGGCUUUGCCAUCAUGGUCGAUUCUGCCACUUUCCCUGACGUCAUGGCAACCACGGCUGAGAAGGUCACGAACUGGACCAUGGAGCCUCACUACUAUCGCCACCAGGGCUUGCCCAUCAUACCAGUUUGGAACAACAACUUCACAAUCUUCUCUCCACUCCCCGUGAAUGCAAUCUACAUCACUCGUUAUGAGUUCGAUCCUCCCGAGUGGGCAUCUGACACAUAUACCUGGGUUCAGGAUGACUACCUUGUCAGGUAUUACGAACAGCACCAUGCCGUCGUCUCCUCCGGUUCAGCUUUCCGCGGCUAUCGUGAUUGCUAUUUCGACAAGACCCUCAAGGACCCAAACGUCACGCAGCUGGAGAUCACCCUGAACCGAGCGAGGCAACAUCGACCGGAGUACGUGCAAUUGGUCACUUGGAACGAUUACACCGAAGGCACGCAGCUGGAGCCCAGCUGGAUUCGCAGAGAGGGUGAGUGCGUGGACGUUUGCGGAGAGAAUUGCUUAACGGUCAGCGAUUGUCAUUCCAACGGCCUGUUGACCGACUGCACGAAGCCUGUGGGUUCUGCUACGGGCCCUGCAGACCCUUCCUGCAAUGUGACUGGCAACCUCAGUGCCUUCGCAGACCUCAACCAGGUCGCAGCCUUCAUCGCGCGUGAGCGGUACAUAGGUCAGGUAUUGGCCCAGGCAGCUCGCUACGUGCCCUGA
This is a messenger RNA of Symbiodinium sp. CCMP2592, 14601 nucleotides long. Lineage: Eukaryota; Dinophyceae; Suessiales; Symbiodiniaceae. The record is from the annotation of a GenBank genome assembly.